AUGUCACGAAUAUCUGGAGUUAAGGCGCAGCCAGGAGACCUGAUAGAGAUCUUCCGUGGCUCCUACCAGCACUGGGCUGUUUAUAUUGGCGAUGGAUUGGUUAUCCAUUUGGCACCGACUUCGGAGAACCCAGGGGCUGGAGCCUACAGCAUGAUGUCCAUCGUUUGCGAUAGAGCCCUGGUGGCGCGGGCUGGGUUCUGGGAUGUAGUGGGGACCGACGAGUGGAGGAUCAACAACAUCCUGGAUGACCAGUGUGAGCCCCGGCGUGCCGACCUGGUGGUGCAGGAGGCCCGUCGCUUGGUGGGCACCGAGCUGCCCUACAGUGUCUUCCAGAGCAACUGCGAGCACUUUGCUACCGAACUGCGCUACGGCAAGGCCCAGUCUCGACAGGUGCGCAGGGCAGGCGAGGUUGUCAUCGCAGCGGGCGUGGGCACAGUGGUGGUCCUGGGUCUCGUGGCUCUGGCCGGGGCCAUCUUUGGAGGCGGGCGCAAAGAAAAUAAGGACACGCAGUGAUUGACAUCUGUUGAUCUGGAGGAGCUUGAUUACUACCAGCAGAACAUGAUUUACACAUUGAUUUUUUUCGAAUUCAGUGGGUGGAUUGUAAAGAAAAAAAAGAUUUUUUUAAUAAUGAAGGAUUUGUGCUUUCUGGCAUUAAGGUGCAAUAAUUUUCCAACUUUUACCUCUUAAUGUACGUUCACGACAAAAGCUGUAAAAGAUGCAAAAUCGCAGAAUAGCUCAAAACGCAACGCUGUCAAAAAUAUUUACAGCUCAUAUCGCUCUGGCGCGUAGGCCUAUAUUUACUCAGACCCACGCCGGCGAGAGACCUCUUUAUUCCGAUUGGCUGGCGGUCGUUACAGCCGAAAUGCUACUAGCUCAUUUGCAUAGAGUUGUGCUGUUUUCAACUCUCAUUUACAGCUUUACAGCUUUAAACCUAUCGCUCCUAUGGCUUUAGCGCUCAUGUCUAAUAGAAAGUGAAUGGGCGCUUAUCGCUAAAAUCGCUUUACAGCUUUUGGUGUUAUUGUACAGUUAGUACACUAGCAGCACAACUAAGAAGGUGUUUCCAUUCUGCAUUUUGCAGAAGCCUGUGGAUCUCUGCCAAUAAUGAGGAUGCAUUAUCUUUAAUACAUGAGUAAGAUGGAUUUUUAACAGUUAACCUAAUGAAGGACUUUCAUUUGAGUGUUAUUAUUGUUAAUUUAAAAAAUAUCUAAAACUGGAUGCCAAAUGAUACCAUACUUUCCACUUUAUAAAAGGAAUAUAACCUGUUUUCAAUUUAUUUUAAAGGAGGCUGGUCAAUGUUUUUCUUGCUGCAGACUUCCCCAUGAAUCAAACAUAACAUGAUAAUAUGUAACUGUGGUGGGAAUGUUCACCACUCCAAACGUUUUUGCAUAAACUAUUUAAGACUAAAGAGUAAUCCGAAUUGAUAACAAUAAGGCUAAUUUAUUUGAGUAAUAAACAUACAAUUACAUUCAACAAACAUACAAUAAUCCGAGACCUCAGAUUGGAGUUUGCACUGCGUCUCUCUAAGAGCUUCUCAAGGAGAACUCCAAUGCACUGUCCAAAGCAAGGCCUUCCAAUUCAGUGGCAGACAGGGCCCAGGACGCUGAGAACAGCUCUGCUCUGCUCCCCAUUAAUCUAGCGUAUUGCUCAUGAUGUUUGAUGGAAUAAUCCACACGUUGUUUCCCCUCCAUCAUCCAAGCCCUGUCUCCUAUUCCUUGUACUGUCCAGCCAACCCGCCUGUUCCCAGUCUCUAACGUUAACCUCUGACCCUGGGGUAAACCGGUCACAAGGGAGCAGGGAUCCCCUGAUGCAUUCUGCUACUCGAUCUAAACAUAGGAAACUGACCUUUAGAUAAACAUUAUUGGAUUAGAGAUCAUUGACCAUUAGAAUUUGGGGAGACGUAGUGGUGACUCCUCAACUGGAUCCUUUUACCUUUGUCCGCCCCAAGGGGGUCAGAGAAAAGGCACACCCACCAAAUAGCAGUUAUAGAAACUGAAAGUGUCACUAUAACUUUCCUAUGAUGGCAUUUCCCCGUGGUUCUCCUCUGUGCUCCAGCCUGGGACUCACCGUAGGAGCAGCAGCUCCAGAGGCCCACCCACUCGUUCACCUCGCAACUUGGCAGCCGUAACGGCAGCACACUGCAGCUGUACUGGGGGAGAGUGGUACCGUGUUUACUCAAUGUUUCUCCACACUUGUUAGAUUUGUAUAGCGUAUAGAUAAUAAUUACAUAUUAUCCAAUAGUAGAUUACUCCCAUACAAUCUAUUUAAAGGGAGGCUGGCCCAGUGUUUUUCUUACUGCAGACUUCCCCAUGAAACAACCAUAAUAUGAUAAUAUGUUACUCCUGCACAAGUAUUGGAAACAAGUUUCCUAUGAAAACUUUUAUCUUACUAAUGGUCUACUAGAGUCAUUCAACUGUAAGACUUGUGGUAAAAUUUGACAAGUUUGUUCUUUCUUACACUUAAAAGAAAAACGUUGUUUAUAUCAAUAAAGAUUGAUGUGAAAAUUG
Messenger RNA from Gadus morhua (Atlantic cod), 2504 nucleotides. Its product is annotated as phospholipase A and acyltransferase 4-like. The record is from RefSeq and is a predicted model, not a curated record. The transcript is spliced from 4 exons. Gene Ontology annotation, molecular function: glycerophospholipid phospholipase A1 activity; A2-type glycerophospholipase activity. Bases 1 to 513 code for a protein of 170 amino acids. Gene Ontology annotation, biological process: N-acylphosphatidylethanolamine metabolic process. Lineage: Eukaryota; Metazoa; Chordata; Actinopteri; Gadiformes; Gadidae. Gene Ontology annotation, cellular component: cytoplasm.